AUGGAUGCAGUUAUAAGUGAUUUGAGCGCAUCCGAAAAUGUUGUCUUGGUUCAUUUCGCCAAGGAUACGGAUUUUAGUGGAAAUUUGAAAAAAUUCAGUGUUCAUAAGUCAAUAUAUUCAGAAGAACUUGAGUCAGCCACACAUGACUCUGCAAGUGUUGUACUAUGUUGUGAAAUACCAGAUGAAAAGUACACUACUGAAUUUCUGACACAUUUACUGAAAGUGCUAAAUCCUGGUGGCAAACUGCUAAUUUUGAACAUAUUGGAGAAAGAAAAAGUGAAGUUCAGUCUUAUCAUGGCUGGUUUCAUGAAUGUAAAAAUUUCCAAUGGCCUUAUAACUGCUAACAAACCUAAAUUUGAGCUGGGUUCAUCAACACAGCUCAAACUUCCAAAAAUCCCCACUUCAGUAUGGAAACUGGAUACAGCAUUAGAUGAAGAAUCAGAAACAAUUGAUCCUGAUGAAUUACUUGAUGAGGAUGAUUUAGUCAAGCCAGAUCCAAUGUCCCUUCGUGUAUGUGGAACCACUGGAAAACGCAAGGCUUGUAAAGACUGCUCUUGUGGUCUAGCUGAAGAACUGUCUACUGAAGCACAAAUAGGCAAAAUUAUUGAUACUACUGAUGCCCCUAAAUCUUCUUGUGGAAGUUGUUAUUUGGGAGAUGCUUUUCGUUGUAGUUCUUGCCCAUAUUUGGGAAUGCCUGCAUUCAAACCAGGAGAGAAAAUUCAAUUACUGGGUCAUCAGUUACAGGCUGAUGUUUGA
Molecule: messenger RNA, 756 nt
Organism: Phaedon cochleariae (mustard beetle)
Lineage: Eukaryota; Metazoa; Arthropoda; Insecta; Coleoptera; Chrysomelidae
Source: the annotation of a GenBank genome assembly